Amblyraja radiata (thorny skate) is the source of this 2135-nucleotide messenger RNA. Its product is annotated as breast cancer metastasis-suppressor 1 homolog. The transcript is spliced from 12 exons. The record is from RefSeq and is a predicted model, not a curated record. The coding region runs from base 414 to 1463 and encodes 349 amino acids. NCBI's taxonomy places the organism in Eukaryota, Metazoa, Chordata, Chondrichthyes, Rajiformes, Rajidae.
GAUAAUAAAACAAUAAGUAUUUGAUAAAGGGGGGGGGGGGUAGGUAUAAUAAUUAAUCAUUAUAUAGGCAAUUUCGAGUGAAAAUCGACGACGGACUUACGGACACGACCGCUGCCGCCGGCCGCAGACGGCGACUGACUGAGUGACUGGGCAGCGCGAGGGGAGACAGAGCGCCAGCGCCUCCUGGAACCUUCCAGAGCCCGGUGACCGUUACUCUUAAAGGCGCCCCCCCCCCCCCCCCCUUGAAAACCACUUUUAAAAUCUCUUAAACCCCCCAAACUAAAACACUGUCCACUUUUCUUUUCUUUUUUGAACAACCCCUCUCACAGCAAAGUGACUUUUCCCCCCCCCCACCUCUGUACACGAAACCGCUUGGAAACUGGACGCUUCCAGCAGCGGCCUCGGAGCGGACAAUGCCUGGACAGCAGCCGCAGAGAGACAAGGACGAGGAGAAGGCUGAUGAGGAUAUGGAGCAUGAUUCCGUGGAAAAUGAGGAGAGCUCGGAUGAAGAGAGUGGCAGUACCUCGGCAUCUGAGGAGGAGGGCGAGGACAGCUCAGAGAUGGACGAUGAGGACUGUGAGCGACGUCGCACUGAAUGCCUGGAUGAGAUGUCGGACCUGGAGAAGCAGUUCACGGAUCUGAAAGAACAAUUGUACCAAGAGAGACUGAGCCAGGUAGAAGCCAAACUGGACGAGGUGAUCGCAGGGAAGGCAACUGAGUACUUGGAGCCCCUGGCUGUCCUGCAGACGAACAUGAAAAUCAGAUCUGAGGUAGCAGGAGUAUAUAAAGAUCUAUGUUUGGAGGUAAUCAGAAAUAGGUACGAGUGUGAACUGCAGGGAGCUCGGCAACACCUGGAGAGUGAGAAGCUGUUGUUGUUUGAUAACAUGCAGAACGAGCUGUUGGAAAGAAUUCAACGACUGGAGGAGGACAAGCAAAGUAUAGACAUCACCUCAGAAUGGUGGAACGAGGAGGCCCGGGGGAAACGGAACAAGAAGAAGUGUGACAUCUUGAAACCGGAAAAGAAGAAGAAGGCAGCGAGUGUGUCCGGUCCAUACAUUGUCUACAUGUUACGAGAUAUCGAUAUUUUGGAGGACUGGGCUGCCAUCAAGAAGGCGAAAGCAGUUAUCAAUCAGCAAAAAAGAAAAUCAGACGGUACAGGUUCUGAAGCAACUCAUGGCAAGAAGGGGAAAAUCUCAGCACAGCUAUUAAAUGACUCGGUGCUACCCAAACAGGAGAAGCAUGUGUACGUGGCCAAGUGCGAAGAUGGCCGACUUUUCUAUGAGGGGGACUGGUACAGUAAAGGACAGAGCAUUAUACUGGAGAUGAAGGAUGAGACGCCAGCGCAUGCGAUGAUAACUGCUGUGAGCACAGGAGAGGUCUGGCUCCGCAGGUCAGAUGGUAGCAAAACCAAGCUGUACAUCAGCCAGCUGCAAAAAGGGAAAUACUCCAUCCACAUGCCGUGAACUUUGACUCUAAACCUGUUGCUCUAUUAAUUGCAACAAAAAAACUUUAUAUAUAUAUAUAUAUAGAUAUAUACAUCAAUUGCUGUAUGCAAAAAGUACUUUUAGAAACCCAGGGUUUUAUGUGGAAGAUUGGUGGAAACCUACUCUAAUGAACACACAAGCUGGGAAAGCAAUGUCGCUGCAAGAGGACUGCGAGCAAACAAACUCUGACGUCUAGAGUAAAGAGAAAGUUUGGCAAAGCACCCGGCUUUGGGGAGGCCGGAUUCACAGAAUUUCCCCCCCAGUGCCUCUUCCCCAGAUCACAAGCAAAACUCGUGAAUGGCCAAGCCAAGAGAAAAAUACUCUAGCACUUUUUCCCCCCUUCGUUUCUCUUGCGGCGAUCACUCUGCACUAAGACUUGAAUCUGCGUGUGACGUUAUCCGCAGAAUAAAAGACCCAUUCGGAGCCUGUAUCCAGCCGGUGUUUGAUGGAUUCCUAUUCCGUGUACAGUGCUCAUCUGUGGGUACAGCAUCCAAUGAAUUGUACAGCACUUUUUUUUUAAGAAGCCGGACUGACCCUGUACUGGAGACCUAAGCACUAAAACCAUAGAGAUCGUGUGGAUAAAAAGUUUAUUGCAAAUCUAUCAAAACUUUAAAAAAAAAAAAAGACAUCUAUUAAAAUAAAUAUAUGACA